AUGAAACACGAACACAUUUCAAGUCGUGACAUGGAAUAUAAUAUUGCUGAUAACGAGUUGUUAGGUUGUGACUAUAGACCAUUGAGUAAUAAUUGUUUUUAAAAAUAUAUUCUAUUCUCGUACCAUUACAUAAAUAAACAAUUGAUUCGUAACUGAGAAUUGGGUCGUAGACGAACACAACAUCAAGUCCGUUUCGCCCAGCCCGUCUGAAUCAGCCGUUGUGAAACAAAAUGGCAACAACUUGACGAACAAUCAUCAACAAGGAACUGUGAGAACGGAAAAUAUUCAAAAAACAAACGAAAUUAAAGUACGUUUAAUUAAUAAUAAUAGUGAUGGUGGUUUUAUUAUUAUAAAUAUUUAAAAUACUUAAAAGUACUAAUAUAAUCGUAUUUCGUAAAAUACAUAUUUUAUGAAUUAUACUAUGAUUAUAGAAUUAUAUUCUAUUCCAUACUAACUUAGGGUAAUUGAUACAUACGUUCCGCCGGCAAUAUUUGACAAGAAAGCCCAGUGGUUCCUAAAAUGUGUAAAAACUGCAAUUAAGGCGUAAAGAAGGUAAUAAAUACGCAAGAAUGCACGAGAGAAAAUCUAAAAAAACGGCACUAAAAACCGAAUCGUAUUGAGUAACGUGUCGUAGGGUAAUACGUCCGAGACGGCUAUGUUUAACGCUCGAUAAAAAAUAGAACGAAAUCCGAGGUUAUACAUUUUAUUACAUUUUAUAUAAAUAAAACUAAAGAGGAGUUACACAUAGAAUGCAGUUAUUUAAAUAAAUGGAAAUUACUUAAGAUGCAAGAAAUGUUUUGUAGAAAAUGAACUUAAUGUUAUUGAUGAAAAUAUGUUUUCUCCCAAAGAAGAAUACAGUUGGUUAUUAAUGAAAACAAUCGGUUUAAGAGUACACAGUCUGUAA
This is a messenger RNA of Cinara cedri, 904 nucleotides long. The record is from the annotation of a GenBank genome assembly. Lineage: Eukaryota; Metazoa; Arthropoda; Insecta; Hemiptera; Aphididae.